Molecule: messenger RNA, 1398 nt
Organism: Pieris macdunnoughi
Lineage: Eukaryota; Metazoa; Arthropoda; Insecta; Lepidoptera; Pieridae
Source: the annotation of a GenBank genome assembly
AUGGCUGGCGUUAAAACUAUUGAAGAAACUGAACAAGUGUUGGAUAAUGAGGAAGAAGAGGAAGUUGACGGUGUAGAGGAAUCCGACACCAAAGACCCCGCUAAAAAGAAGAAAAAGAAAAAAAAGAAGAAGAAGACAGCUACACCUACUGAGGGAACAGGAGAAAAUGGUACUGAAAUAGUGUCUGAAAAAAACAAUGUGGCGCCAGUUGAAAACAAUGCUGGUGAAGGUGAAGACAAAAAGAAGAAAAAGAAAAAUAAGAACAAAAAUAAAAGUGGCAUUAAAUCACAAACUAGCCCACCUACAAUUCCUAUUGCUGAGCUCUUCCCUGAUGGAAACUUCCCUGAGGGCCAGAUAAUGGACCACGGUCCAGCUGAAGGUAUUGAUGAGAGAACCGCUAAAGAUAGAUUCUCAAGUGAAGAGAAGAGAGCAUUAGAUAGGAUGCAUCAAGAUAUCUAUCAAGAGAUAAGACAUGCUGCUGAAGCACAUAGGCAGACUCGCAAGCACAUGCGUGAAUGGAUUAAACCAGGUAUGACUAUGAUUGAAAUAUGCGAAGAAUUGGAAUCAUCUGCUCGACGUCUAAUUGGUGAAGAUGGGUUGAAGGCAGGGCUGGCUUUCCCUACUGGUUGUAGCCGUAACCACUGUGCUGCUCAUUACACUCCUAACACUGGUGACACCACAGUAUUAGAAUAUGAUGAUGUCGUCAAGAUAGAUUUUGGUACACACAUCAAUGGACGUAUCAUUGAUUGCGCUUUCACGCUCCACUUCAACCCGCGUUAUGAUCCUUUGGUGAAGGGUGUUCAAGAGGCAACAGAGGCUGGUAUUAAGGCUUCCGGAGUUGAUGUGAGGUUGUGUGAUGUUGGUGCUGCAGUACAAGAGGUCAUGGAGUCCCAUGAAGUGGAAAUAGAUGGACAGAUUUACCAGGUGAAGCCAAUCCGUAACCUCAAUGGUCACUCUAUUGGACCAUACCGCAUUCAUGCGGGUAAAACAGUGCCCAUAGUAAAGGGAGGUGAAACAACGCGUAUGGAGGAAAACGAGUUCUACGCGAUCGAGACGUUUGGCUCCACGGGCCGUGGUCAAGUACACGAUGACAUGGACUGUUCACAUUAUAUGAAGAACUUUGACCAGCAAUAUGUGCCUUUACGCCUUCAAUCAUCGAAACAACUACUGAACUUGAUAAACAAGAAUUUCAGUACGUUAGCGUUCUGCAAAAGGUGGUUAGAACGCGCAGGGGCCACUCGCUAUGCUAUGGCUCUGAAGGACUUGUGCGAUAAGGGCGUUGUAGACGCCUAUCCGCCCCUUUGCGACAUAAAGGGCUGUUACACGGCCCAGUUUGAGCAUACAAUUCUCCUAAGACCAACUUGCAAGGAAGUUGUAUCGCGUGGAGACGAUUAUUAG